AUGGAUAAGUUGUUGCUGUGUCUCCUGGUCAUCGUUAACCUCACUGGUGCUUUUUUCCAAGGAGAUACAUACAGAAAGGCCUUUGUGUUCCCCAGAGAAUCAGAUACAUCCUUUGUGACCCUGUUUGCUCCGGUGCAGAAGCCGCUGAAAGCUUUCACCAUGUGCCUACAAGCCUACACCGCCUUGUCCUGCCCUUAGAGCCUCUUCUCUUAUGCCACCAGGGCGCAGUACAAUGAGAUCCUUCUCUUCAGGGAAAAGCUUGGCUUAUACAGCGUAUCUGUGGGUGGAUCUGACAUCUACUUCAGUUCUGAGACCUUUUACAAACCAAAGCACUUCUGUGUUACCUGGGAGUCCAGCACGGGGAUUACAGAGCUCUGGGUGGAUGGGAAGCCCAUGGUGAGGAUGAGUACGGAGAAGGGGUACACUGUGGGGGCAGGAGCAAGCAUCAUCCUAGGGCAGGAGCAAGAUUCAUUCGGUGGGGGUUUUGAUAGCAACCAGUCCUUGGUGGGAGACAUUGGAGACGUGAACAUGCGGGACUACGUGCUGUUGCCAGAUGGUAUCAGCACCGUCCACGCUGGUGGGGUCUUCAGCCCUAACUUCCUGAACUGGCAGAACCUGAAGUAUGAAAAAUGAGGUGAAGUGUUCCUCAAGAACCAGCUGUGGUCCUGA
This is a messenger RNA of Callorhinus ursinus (northern fur seal), 669 nucleotides long. RefSeq names its product C-reactive protein (gene CRP). Gene Ontology annotation, molecular function: low-density lipoprotein particle binding; complement component C1q complex binding. The record is from RefSeq and is a predicted model, not a curated record. NCBI's taxonomy places the organism in Eukaryota, Metazoa, Chordata, Mammalia, Carnivora, Otariidae. Gene Ontology annotation, biological process: innate immune response.